This is a messenger RNA of Daphnia pulicaria, 1313 nucleotides long. RefSeq lists its product as uncharacterized. The transcript is spliced from 3 exons. Gene Ontology annotation, biological process: regulation of proteolysis; proteasome-mediated ubiquitin-dependent protein catabolic process. Gene Ontology annotation, molecular function: ubiquitin protein ligase binding. Gene Ontology annotation, cellular component: cytoplasm; nucleus. The record is from RefSeq and is a predicted model, not a curated record. Bases 49 to 1179 code for a protein of 376 amino acids. Lineage: Eukaryota; Metazoa; Arthropoda; Branchiopoda; Diplostraca; Daphniidae.
AAAAGGUUAGUUUCGCCUAAUAUUUCAUUAGUAAUACUCAGCUCGAUCAUGAAUCAAGUCAUGAAAGAAGAGAAGGGGUCAGUGGUAGUAGGAGCAGGCCAGUCAAAUAAUAAAUUCACAACAGCGUCUUUUUCGCAUAAAUUCACCAAUCUUAACUUGGAAAUGCCUUUUCUGAAGCCCGAAUUAUCUCUCAGUUCACCCGAUUUCUAUUUAAACGGGAUAUUCUGGUCUUUUAGAUUGUAUUUGAAAGAGGAUCCAAAGAGCGACGUCGGUUUGCUCCUGCAGUCGUAUUGUGAUUAUUCCAGAACUUUUCAGAAAAGAAAUCUGAAAAUAGCUGUCAACUUUACAAUGUACGUAGUGACGACAGCUACCGACGGCAAUAUCUCGUACAGUUCCGGACCGGAGCUCAAGACUCUUGAUUCAACAUCGAAACACGGAAAUGGGAUGGGCGUUCUUUUCAUUAUGAAGGAAAAACUUUUGAGCCAUCCAUUUUUAUACAUCCCGGAUAAUGUAUUAACUAUUGGAUGUGAGCUGAAUUGGGCUUACCAUUUUCAGAAUAUGGAAACUCUACCUUCUCCAAAAAACCCCUUCCCUUUGAAACCGAAUUCUUUUGAAAAGUUAUUUAAUAAUCCUAAAUUCAACGAUUUAAAAAUCUCAACUGGUGGCCAAAUUUUCAAUACAAGCAAGUUGAUACUUUGCGAAGCAAGCGAUGUCUUCGAACAAUUGAUUUUUUCGGAGUCACCUGAUGGAAGGAAUACCAUCCACAUAGAGGAUAUCAAUGCAGAUGCAUUUGCAGGUGUACUGCGCUACAUCUUAUGUAAAGUCCUUCCCGAUCUGCAGUUAGACAAGCAUGCAGAAGAUUGGCUUAAAAUAACUCACAAAUUUAAACUUCACGCGUUACAGAACGUACUCCAAAAAGGAUUUCUUCUGCAGCUGAAGCCUACCAAUGCAUUUAUGUGCUUGAAAACUGCAGACAAAUACUCAAUUGCAGAUCUGAGAAAGAAAUGUAUACAAUACAUCCAAGAAAACUGGAACGAAGUGGUGGCGAAUCACGGAGUAGCAAAAUUUACUAGCUGCCCUGAUAAUACUCAUAAUAUUGAAGAGUUGCAGAAAUCCGUGGAGCUGCUAGCCGAAGUAACGGAAAAUCUUCCAUUAUGUAAAAGGCCGCGAUUGAAUUAAUUGUAGUUUUUGAUUAUCUAAAACCUGAUAGUAGACAGGCCAUAAAGGAUAAAGCUCAAAAAUAAUGAAAUGAGUGAAAGAAAUACAAGGUGUAUCAUCACCAUAGCCCACGUAAGUAACGGCCACUCAACGUA